Molecule: messenger RNA, 1056 nt
Organism: Orbicella faveolata
Lineage: Eukaryota; Metazoa; Cnidaria; Anthozoa; Scleractinia; Merulinidae
Source: RefSeq, a predicted model, not a curated record
UCUUGAUACAACACAGAAACAGAUAAGUAUUGCGCUACUAUAGGCAGAUGGCUUUCCCGCACGACAGCGGAUGCCUACAAGCGAGGACGGAGAAGAAACUAGUAGAAGUAGGGACGCUGAAAACUCAACAAAAAAUGGGCUAGAGAAGAGUAGUCGACAUCCAGAUUACACACUAAACAGAGGGUGUAUUUUAGUAGGGGCGUAUUUCGUCUUCUUGGUGUGGAGGUUUAUUAGCCUCGCUCUGUACUCUAUCUACGCCACGGAUUGUUUCUUACGCGCAAAGCUUGCCACUUUGAGAUGCGAGAACUUCACGGUAUAUCCAAACCCGACGAGAUUUGAAAUUGCUUGGCAAUCGUGUUCGGCUGUGAACAAUUUCAUCGCGAUUGGGAUUUUAUUCAAACUGCCGGAGUUUCCUGGUUGGAACGUUGUGUCCGCUCGUCUCGUUAGACUCGCUCGGUUUUGGUCUUUCCUCUUUCAACUGGUCGUGGUGAUUAGCUACAAUCUGAUGCUCUACUGCCACGAACAUUUGGCUGAGAGCGCGAUCAUUGAAGUUGGGUUCAUUGUCGAUGAAAUUACCAUCACGGCCGUGGUUUGCUUGUGGAAUUUUAUACCCGCACCUCACGACAGGUCCGACGGCUUCGCGUGCCUCUCCGUGGCUUACAAACUGACACUUGUUGUGUUCUUUUUAGAAAACUUCUUCCUCUUUCUGUUAAUGUCUUCUCAAGCUGCGUUGGACAUUACUGGAAUUCACGAAUUCGAAACUAGAUCGAAAGGUUUACAGGCGUUGGGAAUUGUCUUCAACGCAACGGAGGCGACAUUCUAUUUUGCUGUCAUGAAGUUCAUGUGGAAUAAACUGUUUGAAGGAGAUGGGGAAGACCUCUUAAAAAAAGAUACAAUUUGAGCAAAAGUGUUACAGACACUUUUAUAUAAGACUAUACGCCAACACGGCAGGAUAACUCAGUCGUAAAAAAAUAAUAAUAAUCAGCAGGUGACACUAAAGAUUUUGUGGCUCAGUGAUACGUGCGAAUUAGAACAAAAACUAAUUACAAAAGUCAA